GUGAACGGGAAAAGGUCAUGCUGUUUCGGCAGAAUGUGGUUGUGCGGCUCUGGCCCCGUGUGGCUACAGUAUCUGCAGCCGUGAGGACCCUCACCUCCAGAAUAACAGUCAGAGAUGCAGUUGCAGCCACGUCAACGAGAGAGGACGUGUCGGUGCUGGGUUGGGUGAAGAAUAUGAGGAAGCAGAAGGAGCUUGUCUUCAUUGAUCUCAAUGACGGCUCCACAGCGGCAAGAUUGCAAGUUGUUGCUCCUUCUAACCUUCUUAGAGGGGUUCAUCUAAACGUUGGCUGUUCAGUUGUGGCGAAGGGAAAGAUUGUGCCGGUAUCUCUAGCCUCCCAGGAUGUGGAGCUCGCCGCUUCUCAGGUUCAGCUACUAGGAACAUGUGACCCAAAGAAGUACCCGUUCAAACGGGGUAAGAUCCACGGAGUGGAGUACCUCAGACAGUUCCCCCACCUCCGACCCCAGACCGGGGUAUUCUCCAGAGUACUCCGACUCCGGAGUGCUGCCACAAUGGCCGUCCACCGUUUCUUCCAGGACCGGGGUUUCAUCAACUUCCACACCCCCAUCAUUAGCUCCAGCGAUUGCGAGGGAGCUGGAGAGUUAUUCGAGAUCAGACCUUCCCAAGCAGCGGAGGAUGAAAAGAGGUUCUUUUCUACUGAUGCCUUUCUCACGGUGUCAGGCCAGCUCCAUGCAGAGGCCGUAACUAGUGGGAUGAGCGCGGUCUACACUUUUGGACCCACAUUUCGUGCGGAGAAAUCGCACACAAAGAGACAUCUCUCAGAGUUCUACAUGGUCGAGGCAGAAACAGUGCUCCACGGCUCAGGUUUGUCCGAGCUACUGUGUUUGGUCGAGGAUCUCUACAAGCACACGUUGGAGGUAUUACUCAAAGAUAAUUAUGACGAUAUCAACUAUUUCCACGAGACUAUCUGCUCUGAUGAAGCUAAGUUAGAUUUCGAUACUGAAUUCCAUCGAGAGACCAUUUGCCAGGAUGACUUAUUCUGAGGCAAUGGAUGAGCUUGAGAACGCAGCAAGCAAAAACUCUUUCCAUACCCAACCACAGUGGGGAGAUGACCUGCAGAGAGAUCACGAGCUGCACCUGCUGUCUGUGACUGGACAACUGCCUGUCUUUAUCACUGACUUCCCGGCGGCCAUUAAACCAUUCUACGCCAGAACUCUGGACUCUGAUACUAACAUUGUGUCAUCGGUGGAUCUCCUGGUACCAGGAGUGGGCGAGGUGGUGGGAGGGAGUGUCAGAGAGGAGAGAGAGACUGUGCUCAGGGACAGACUCACCAGGUACUAGAAGUAGCCACUGAACUCCACUGUAUAAUGUGCAGCCUAUGUGCUGAUCUACUUGUUUUUUCAUCCCUCCAUUUUUUCUACUGAAGGCUAGGGUUGUUGGAGAAGUAUCAGUGGUAUCUGGACCUGAGGCGGUUUGGAACCGUGCCACACGGAGGGUUUGGACUCGGGUUCGAGCGUCUUCUCCAGGCCUUCCUCGGAGUGGCCGACAUUCGCGAUGUCAUCCCAUUUCCCCGCUAUCUCGGCUCUUGCCAGAUGUAGUAAACUGUAUAGUAGUUAUAAUACCCACACAUUGCAUAUCCCACGUCAUUACUAUUCGAUGUUCAGCACAACUUGUCGGUCUUAAUACAAGCACGUCCUUACAAAAAUUUUGUCAAUUCUAUAUACAAAAUUUAUUGGAGAUUCAAAAAUCCAUGAUUGGUGUAUAUACACUUAAUUAACCUGUUGAUGGUUUUAAAAAAUCUCUAAGUCUUGGCUGUUUCCCGCUCCCCCAGCGCCUCGUCCCACUGGACGCACUGAGCACUCAGCUGCAACAUUACUCUACGGUAGCCGUCCAUUAGAGUGUGGGUCUGUUGAGUCAGCUCCGCGACUCUGGCCUCCUGCUCCAGGUGAGUGGCUGAGACUGUCGCCAGCUUCUUCUCGUGUGUCUCCAGACCUUGGCACUCGGUGGAGUUGAUGUAGUCUUUCAGUUGGUGGACCUCUUCCAUUCUGUCAGUGAACUUUCUAAGUUGCUCCACCUCUCCACACAGCAGCUCGACCUUGGCACCUUCAGUCAUCUUGAGACUCUGAACGUAGUCCGGCGAUACGAGGCUCUCCAACCGACCAAUCUUCGCCCCACAGGCCCUGCACCUCUUCUCCCUUCUCGCGACCAGCGAGUGUGUCCAGUUUCCGCCCCAGCUCCCUCACGGCGGUGGUCAGCGGUAUCACGGGGAGAGCGCCAUCCUGGGAAAGAAGCUUCUUUUCCAGAGCGUCCACACGCCUCGUCAAAGCCUCCACGUAAUCCUCUGUCAAGACAGGAGCCGCCAUCUUUCUCUAGCU
Messenger RNA from Geodia barretti, 2333 nucleotides. The record is from the annotation of a GenBank genome assembly. Lineage: Eukaryota; Metazoa; Porifera; Demospongiae; Tetractinellida; Geodiidae.